CUCUGUGGCCUUUUCGAUUACGCAAUCAUGGCAAGCACGUCGACGGAAGCCACGAGGAUGGAAACUACCAACGAAAUCAUGGAAGAUUCUCAGCAAUCUGAAGAAUUUCGUUCCGUGAAACCGAAAACUGCCAGGAAGAGAAAGAUAACAGAGGAGAAAAUGGUCACAGAAACACAGACAAAGACGGAGAAACGGCCUCAUUUCCCCCCGUUGAAAGGAGCAAGAUUACUUGAUGGCAACACAGAUAUGAGAAAGAUCGCUGUUCCUGCCAAUAGAUACACACCGCUAAAAGAGAGUUGGAUGAAGAUAUUUACACCCGUCGUCGAGCAUCUCAAACUUCAGAUCAGAUUCAAUCUCAAAACCAGACAUGUAGAACUGAGGUCGUCGGAACAAACACAAGAAAUAAGUGCUCUUCAAAAAGGACAUGACUUUGUAAAAGCUUUUCUACUCGGCUUUGAAGUAGAGGAUGCUCUGGCACUACUCAGACUUGAUGAACUCUUCUUAGAAUCUUUUGAGGUGACGGAUGUAAAGCCAUUGAAAGGAGAUCAUUUAUCAAGAGCUAUUGGGAGAAUAGCAGGCAAGGGAGGAAAGACAAAGUUCACCAUUGAGAACGUUACCAAGACUAGAAUUGUGCUAGCAGACACCAAGAUCCACAUCUUAGGCUCCUUCCAGAAUAUUAAGAUUGCAAGAACAGCUAUAUGCAAUCUUAUUCUUGGAAGUCCUCCUUCUAAAGUGUAUGGAAAUAUGCGUGCUGUGGCAAGUAGAUCAGCAGAGAGAUUCUGAUGCAUCAUCUUAACAAAGACAUUUAUACUGGAAUCAAAAAGACAUUUUAGAAUGGACUUCAUUUCGAGGAAAGAAAUGGAUGAAGCUAGAUGGGAUCUUCACACUUUACACCAUCUCUGAGGCUCGUAUAAUUGUCAUGUGACAGUGAUUUGAAGGUCAAAGGUCAGACAAGAGUCGUCUUUUAGGUCUGUGGACAUAAUCGUAGGAGCACCAUGCGUCACUAUCUGGGUAUAACCUUAACUUUCAGCUGCCACGAAAUAAUGAAAUAUGUAAUAUGACAAUUGUGCGCUUUUGCCUUUAUACCUCCAAGAUCUCGGCCACGAAGAGACAAAUAGCGACAAAGGGUUGCAUGCACCUCCAUGAUAUAUGAAGAACAGGGCCCAGUCUUAUAAAAAGUUGCGAUUAAUCACAGCUAUGUACAUAAGAAAUAGGAGACUGUAAACUUGCGAUGGAUUGGAAGACUUGCGAUUGAUUCAGAUCAAUCUCAACUCUCUAUGAGAUGGAGCCCCGGUCUGCAUUAUUAGUUAUGUUAGAGAUUGGUAACUUCAUCAAUAAUAUAUAAAUGUUCAUUUUUUAAAUAAUGAACAAAGAAAACGUAAUGUUGUGCAAAAUGUUCUUGAAAUAACUUGAAUCAAGAAAUCUAAUUCAAUUAAAGUUCUUUUAAUUUUAUUAAUUUAUUUGAUUUUUAGAUUAGAUUAGAGGCUUGUAUCUGAAUAAGUAUUUUGAUGAAAUGGGUAAAAGUUGAUAAUGAAUUAGAAAAUAACUGAUUUUAGAAAGAAAAUAACAAAAUACAGUUUUCAUUUGUUUUCAGGCCGACCCGAGGUCACAACAAAAUCUUUAAGCCUGAUGUUCAUGAAAAAUGACUUUAAAACUGUGAAAGUCUUGAAAGAAAAGGUUAUGCAAGUGCUUUGAAAAAUUGUCAUGCAUUAGGAAGUAAUCAGAGUGGAGGGGCUCAUGUUGCCCCCCCCCCCCAUCUAUCUUUUGAGGGUUAAAAUACAUAUUUUUUUGGAGUUAAUUCCCCCCCCCCCCCAUACAUGUGUAAUUAGUAAUUUACCAGUUCUGUACUGACUUGUAUUCCAAGUUCCAUUGUUACUUAAUUGCCAUAUUUAUAAUUUAUCUUUCAACAAAAUGCUGAAAGUACCAUCAUACAUUACAAUUUAUGUACAAUAACCUGACUAAUCUCAUUGUUAUUAAUCAAUAAAAGAAAAGAUAACUUUUACUUUA
This is a messenger RNA of Strongylocentrotus purpuratus (purple sea urchin), 2007 nucleotides long. RefSeq names its product RNA-binding protein pno1 (gene pno1). The transcript has 5 exons. NCBI's taxonomy places the organism in Eukaryota, Metazoa, Echinodermata, Echinoidea, Camarodonta, Strongylocentrotidae. Gene Ontology annotation, cellular component: nucleolus. Bases 28 to 783 code for a protein of 251 amino acids. The record is from RefSeq and is a predicted model, not a curated record. Gene Ontology annotation, molecular function: RNA binding.